CGCUUUCCGCGCCAUCUAGAACUCACAAAAGGCACAAUCCGCCAAGGAGUGAAACCUCAAACCAGCUCAUCCAUCAAUUUUCCAUAUUUACAUGGGAACCCCAUCGAUAAUCACCGUUUAAAAGAUGGCCAAUCGCCGGGCACAUCACGAUUUGGUGACCAUCGUCUACCCGCCAGGAUGUCGAGAAGUGAGCGAGGAUUUGGGUCCGGACGAGAUGAUCCGUCGUCUGAAGACCCUGGCUCACACAUUCCAAACCCUGAGUCAGGCCGAAGAUGAGUCGACGUAUGCAGAUUACACGCCGUUGGCCAUUCAUUUGGCCGACGAUUCGUACCUAAACAAUUCCUCCCGAGACGUCCAACUUUUAGUGGCGUGUUGCAUUGCGGAUAUUCUGCGGAUUUUCGCCCCCGAAGCCCCUUACAAAGACACGAAACAGAUCAAGACCAUAUUCUACUUCUUGAUCAAGCAAUUGGGCGGACUUCGGGAUCCCAAGGAUCCGGCAUUCAAGCGAUAUUUCUAUCUCUUGGAGAACUUGGCUUACGUCAAGUCCUUCAAUAUGUGCUUUGAUCUCGAGGAUUGUAGCGAGAUCUUUUGCGCUCUCUUUCAACUCAUGUUCAAGAUUGUCAAUGGAGAGCAUUCGGGCAAGGUCAAAAGCUUCAUGUUGGACGUGUUGACGCCUUUGAUCACGGAGGCGGAUUUCGUUUCCAACGAGUUGCUGGACAUCAUCCUGAUUAAUAUUGUGGAUCCGCAAAAGAGCCAACAGAAGAAUGCCUAUUCCCUGGCCAAAGAUCUGGUCGUCAAAACGAGUGCCACUUUGGAGCCCUAUAUUCAACAGUUUUUCAACCAAGUGCUGAUCUUGGGCAAAGUGGACCAAAAGUUGCAAAUCUCUCGCAAGGUGUACGAUCUGAUCUAUGAAUUGAACCAUAUCUGCCCGAGGAUUCUCCUCACAGUUUUGCCGCAAUUGGAGUUCAAACUCAAAUCGACAGAGGAAGUGGACAGAAUGGGAUCGGUCGCUUUACUAGCUCGCAUGUUUUCUGAGGUGAACUCGAAUUUGGCCACCAAUCAUCGUCAGCUUUGGUUGGCCUUCUUGGGUCGCUACAACGAUAUUUCGGUGGCGAUUCGGAUUAAAUGCGUACAAUACACGAUGCAUUUCCUUCUGAAUCACCCGGAACUCAUCGGCGAUAUCAAAGACACGCUUGAACUUCGUCAACAUGAUCCAGAGGAGAACGUGAGAUACGAGGUGGUCAUGGCCAUUGUGACCACAGCCAAACGCGAUUUUGACGUGGUUUCUCGGAGCGAAGAGCUUCUAAACUUUGUCAAGGAGAGAACUCUCGAUAAGCGAUUCAAAAUCCGGAAAGAAGCCAUUUCCGGUCUGGCCAUGAUCUACCGGAAGCACCUGAGUAAUCCGCAAAAUGUGCCCGAGGCCACGAAAAAUGCCGUCACGUGGAUCAAAGAUAAAAUCUUGCACGGAUAUUACAUGCAAGGAAUGGAGGAUCGAUUGUUGGUGGAGCGCCUCCUCAACACCUGUUUGGUGCCCUUCAACAUGGACACCACUGAGAGGAUGAAGAAGUUGUUCCUAUUGUUCGCCACCAUCGACGAGAACGCGUGUAAAGCCUUCAUUGAGAUCCAAAAGAAUCAGUUUGUGGUGCGGAAAUGCGUGUCCGAAUUGGUGGCCCUCCAUCGAUUGCCGCCGAGUGAGAAACGUGACCGGGAGAUCAAGAUCAAGAUCCAAGCCACUGCCAAGCAUCUCCCCGAACCAGUGAAGGCCACCGAAUUCAUCCGCAAGCUGUCCGCCCAUCUCCUUACGGAUAAGGUCAUGUUAGCGAACAUGGAGAAGAUCACGGACGGCGUUUUAUCCUGCUCGGAAUGCAUGGCCACUGUGAAUCAAGUCCUGAAAAAGCUGGGCUCUCCUAUCAUGACCAACUUGUACUACGGCACUGUCAAGCAGCUUUUGGAGCGGAUUUCUAGCGUUAUGGUGGAUGAUGUGGCCAUCCGAGAAUUGGCCGGUUUGGUCCAAGAAGCCUUGAACGCCGGCGACAUUCUUGAGGAACUUGGUCUGGACUCCAGUCGAGCGGGUGAACGUGGUUUGCGCCUCCUCAUGGUCUUGUCCUUCGUAUUCGCGCCUCAUUACAUGUACACUGAUGUCUUGAACAAGAUCGUGGGUCUGCUCAAGACUCCGGCGGACUUCGUGGCUCCUCUAGCUUUGUCCGUUCUCACUUAUAUCGGAAAACAUAAGCCUUUGGGUGACGAUUUCCCAUCCAUUCUCCAAACGUUGACGCCGAUUUGCAAAGAUUUUGUGAAUAAUGGAACUCCCAAGCAAGCCAAGCAGAGUAUCAAGUGCUUGUUUAUGAAUGCGACGGAAACGCAAGACGCAGUGUUCACCGAGAUCCUGGAGAUCAUCAAGACCAACCUAGAUCCGGCCAAAGGUGAUCAAUAUCGCACGGCCAUCGUCGCUUUGGGUCAUGUGGCUUUCCAUUUGCCGGACAAGUUUCCCAUUCAAAUCAAGAACUUGGUCUCGCGAAAGAUUGUCAAGGAACUGCUCAUCCAAGAUCGGACUGAGGUGAGUUCCCAAGGCAAAUUGAAGUCCCUUGAAUUUGUUGGCUACGAUCGGGUUGAUCGGGAAUUUCAGGUGCAUGUGGACGGAAGCUUGGCUUGGUGUGAUGAGGAGGACCUACCCUUGGAGACUCGAUGCAAGAUGGAAGGGAUGAAAAUGAUGGCGCGGUGGUUGAUUGGCCUGAAAGAUGACAAGGACGAUGAUAAGACCAACUCUGUGACGAUCUCAGCCCACAAGACCUUCAGGAUCCUCAACGCAUUUGUGUCCAAUAAGGGCGAUCUCAGAGAGGAAGGCAAACCCAGUCCUGCUGAGCGGGCUUGGUUUCGAUUGGCUGCGGGUUGUGCCAUCCUGAAAAUAUGUGAACAAAAAGGUGUAGGUGACAAGUACACGCUGGAUCAGUUCUACACGUUGUCCACUCUCUUCACCGAUCCCAUUCCUCAAGUUAGGGAACGAAUCCUGAUCAAGCUCCACAAGGGAUUGGGCCGAGGGAUCCCGAACAAAUGUCUCCCCUUGGAUUUCAUGGGAUUGUACGCUUUGGCUGGCUUGGACACGGACAAGAAGUUGCUCCAUAUGGCAAGACAAUACAUGACCAUUGAUAUUGGCAAGCGGAAAGACUACGUUAAGAGCUUGAUGAUGUCCGGAGCAGCCGACAAGUUUUCCAAUCAAAUACAUCGGAUAAUGCCCGAUUACAUGAUUGUGUUCGCUAUCCCGUUGUUGACCCACUAUCACGGAUUUCCCGUCUAUGACGACGAAGAAGCGCUCAAAAAACUCCAAUCUGCCUUAUGGUUCAUCAUGGAACCCUUGAUGACCAAAAACGACAAUUUCUCCUUCGGCUUCUACAAAACUCUCAUCGAAAAGAUCAAGAACCACUCGGACGCCCGAAACGCCGAUGACGAGGCCACAAACUAUAAACUCUGGAGCAUGUGUGACCUGGCCAUGGGCAUCCUCAUCUCAAAGACCUCAAACUACGAGCUCAAAGAGUUUCCAGCUGAUCUGGAGAUUCCUCGACUCUUCUACACGCCACCCGACGACCCGAAUUUCGUCAAUGUUCUCAAUUAUUUGCCCGCUGAUAUGAUGGCCAAGAUCCCUAAGAAGUCUAGUAUGAUCAACUAUAUCCCCACUGUGAGUGCACAAGCCGUGAUGGUGAAGAAAGACAAGGGCGGCGCCUCUGUCAACAACGCUACUACGGCGGGCACUUCCAGUUCCGCCAUCAACGUUGUGACGGAGAAUCCCCUGCCCAGUAGCGAUAACGAUGCCAAUGGAACCACCGAGUCGCAAACCAUCUAUGACCCAGAUCCGUCUCAAGAGUCGAAUGGAAGGGUUCCGAGAAAACGCGGUCGACCUCCUGGGUCCACCAAAGUAGCCGCCGCAUCGCCCGUUACGGCUGAGGACACGCAUGAAGAAGAGGACGAAGCCGGCCGAGAAGAGGAAAAAGGCCAGAAGGACGAUGAGAAGGCCGACCCAAUCCCGGCCAAGCGGGCACGAUCAACGCGGGCCGGAGGAACCAAAGAGAAAGACAACACCCCCGUUCAAGAAGAGCCAGCUACAACCUCAGGCCGUCCAAGAAGAGCAGCCGCGGCGGUCAAAAAGUGAACGGAAACACGAUCUUUCGCGUCCCCAUUGAUUUCAGUAUUGCUUUAAUUAUGACCCUGUCUCCCUUUGAAACUUGAGCUAGCUAUAGAAUAAUGGACUUGUCCCCCCCCCCUUCUUCAUUGUUGUAACAAAUUUAGUUGCGUGUGGCAAAAAGAAACAAAGAACUCUCAUUGUUGUCGUCCUGAUCUUCUUAUCCUGGAAUUCACACAACGCAAGGGAAUGAAGGCCACAUGACCUGUUUAUGCCUAUUUACACGAUUGAACUUUCAAUGUAACUAUAAUAUGACAAUAAAUAUUGCACUCGGAA
Messenger RNA from Tigriopus californicus, 4450 nucleotides. It is a transcript of the gene pds5, whose product is annotated as sister chromatid cohesion protein PDS5 homolog B-B-like. The transcript is spliced from 17 exons. NCBI's taxonomy places the organism in Eukaryota, Metazoa, Arthropoda, Copepoda, Harpacticoida, Harpacticidae. Gene Ontology annotation, cellular component: nucleus; chromatin. Gene Ontology annotation, biological process: mitotic sister chromatid cohesion; DNA repair. Bases 125 to 4144 code for a protein of 1339 amino acids. The record is from RefSeq and is a predicted model, not a curated record.